This is a messenger RNA of Magnolia sinica, 2012 nucleotides long. RefSeq names its product bifunctional phosphatase IMPL2, chloroplastic. Gene Ontology annotation, biological process: L-histidine biosynthetic process. The transcript has 10 exons. The coding region runs from base 191 to 1228 and encodes 345 amino acids. The record is from RefSeq and is a predicted model, not a curated record. NCBI's taxonomy places the organism in Eukaryota, Viridiplantae, Streptophyta, Magnoliopsida, Magnoliales, Magnoliaceae. Gene Ontology annotation, molecular function: histidinol-phosphatase activity.
CCAGUCAGGUCGGUGGUGUGUGGUACACCAGCCAAUCCGCUUCCGGCUUGUGUGGGGUCACUUGCCAAACUGCGCUCCCGAUGGUCGUAAUAAUAAAAGCCCGUCGACACGUCGAGCCUCUCAGUCUUAGACGCUUCUCUUCUCCUUCAUUUCCCGCCUGUUUAAAUCUCUCUCCCAAAUCUCUCACCCAAUGCAAAUGCUCUGUCCAUCUCAUUUCAAAACCCUACCUCCCAACCCCUCUCCGUUCUCUCCCCCCAUACCUCCAGUCUUUCCCAUCUCUCCAAUCUCUCCGCCUUCAACCCCUUCGAAUCUCGCCCUACAUCUCUCCAUCUCUUCCUCUGCAAAUCGCUACAGGAAUCCAUUUGCUCCGAGGAGCUCGAAAUCGAUUCCUUCGGAGCGAAUGGACGUUGGGUUGGGGUUGGACAAUGUAGAAAUUGAUCGGUUCGUUGAAAUUGGGAAUAAGGUCGCCGAUGCUGCCGGAGAAGUAAUACGGAAGUAUUUCCGCAAGAAGUUCGACAUUAUCGACAAGGACGAUCUUAGUCCUGUAACAAUUGCUGAUCGAGCUGCGGAAGAAUCAAUGUCGUCAAUCAUAUUAGAGAAUUUUCCUUCUCAUGCAAUUUAUGGGGAGGAAAAUGGCUGGAGGUGUAAAGAGAAAUCUGCUGAGUAUGUUUGGGUUUUGGAUCCAAUUGAUGGAACUAAGAGUUUUAUUACAGGCAAACCCUUGUUUGGAACUCUUAUUGCUCUUCUAUACAAGGGAAAACCGAUUGUUGGGAUCAUCGAUCAACCUAUUUUAAGGGAGAGAUGGAUUGGAAUGAGUGGGAGACGAACCACAUUGAAUGGACAAGAAGUUUCUACACGCACCUGUAGUAAACUUUCCCAGGCCUACUUGUAUACGACAAGCCCUCAUCUGUUCAGUGGAGAUGCUGAAGAGGCAUUUGCUCGUGUUAGAAGUAAGGUCAAAGUACCCCUGUAUGGAUGCGAUUGCUAUGCUUAUGCCCUUUUGGCUUCUGGGUACGUGGAUCUGGUUAUCGAAUCUGGCCUUAAGCCUUACGAUAUCCUUUCGUUGAUACCGGUGAUAGAAGGUGCCGGGGGAGUGAUAACUGACUGGAAAGGACAUGAGCUUUUUUGGGAGGCAUCUCCAGGAUCACGUGCAGCAAGUUUCAACGUUGUGGCAGCGGGAGAUGCUGAGAUUCACCAACAGGCUUUAGAUUUGCUACAAUGGAAGUAAGAUUCUGACUCUCAUCAUGUAGUAGACACUUCAAUAGGGAAUUGGACACUGACAGAAAUCUAUUCUGCCCAACUGUGAUUCCAAGGCACCCAAACAAUUUCAGACAACAGACCAAACAUUCAUAUGCAAGCCUAAGGUCGAUUUAACUGAAUCUCAGGGUAGUUGUCUCAAUUCUUGAAAUUUGGUUCAACACUGGUAAAUGGAGCACAUGAUGUAAAUGAUUGGACCAUUCCAACUAACGGUUCUUGGAACCUGUGGUUCAAUGACAAUCUGACAUCUGUAUGUCUGUGGAUGAAGGUCUACAUGUAUCUGAAAUGAUUCUAACAUUCACUGCUGAGAGGGGAAAGCUAAUAUGCAGUUCCCUUACGGUAUGUAUGGCAAGCAUGCCUGGUGAUUGGGACAGUAGGGCUGUAUGGAUGGGCCAUAGACUGCAACAUUGCUGUGAUCAGACAAACUAUUAACGAUCUAGUUGGGAGGUUUGCUGGUUCAAUGUUGUCCGCUGCUCAAACUGUUCAUUUUGUGUGCAAACUAUUGUUGCAGAUGCCUGGUCAUCCAGUCUCCUUUCCUUUUGGGAUGCCCCAUAUAGGUUGUGAUCUACCAGAGCAACAGUCCUGAUCACCAGACCUGUUUGUUGCAUGUACCCUAUACGUGCCUUUAUGGCUGGCCCAAUUCAACAUUUUGGAGUCUGCAAGACCCUCGCCUGGCCCAUGAAGGUAUCUAUGUUGAACCUUUACGCCCAGCAUGAAUGUUCACAUCCCUCUUGCUGAAAAACACAUUUUUUUUA